AUGACACAGAUCACCGAAAAGCCCGAAACAAAGCGCGUCGCCACAGCCGCCUGCACCGUCUCCUUCUCAAACGCCCGACCCUGGGAAAUCCUCCGCGAAGGCCAAACCACGCACAAAGGCGACGUCUUCAGCGUCGCCCGGAUCGCGGGUAUCAUGGCCGCCAAAAGAACGCCCGAUAUUGUGCCCCUUUGCCAUCCUGGCAUUGGUAUCACCGGAGUCGAGGUCAGCGUGGAACUCGUUGGGCCUGCGGGAGACAGGGAUCACGGCGCCAUGCAUGUCGUGGCGUCGGUCAGCUGCUUCGGUCGCACAGGCGUGGAAAUGGAGGCUAUGACGGCUACUAUGGGUGCGGCUUUGACGGUUUAUGAUAUGCUCAAGGCUGUGGAUAAGGGGAUGGUUAUUGAUUCUGUCCGAUUGUUGGAGAAACAGGGUGGGAAGAGUGGGCAUUGGGUACGGGAAUAG
Molecule: messenger RNA, 459 nt
Organism: Penicillium psychrosexuale
Lineage: Eukaryota; Fungi; Ascomycota; Eurotiomycetes; Eurotiales; Aspergillaceae
Exons: 1
Coding region: 1-459 (152 amino acids)
Biological process (GO): Mo-molybdopterin cofactor biosynthetic process
Source: RefSeq, a predicted model, not a curated record